Gastrolobium bilobum is the source of this 2196-nucleotide messenger RNA. RefSeq names its product GTP cyclohydrolase 1-like. Lineage: Eukaryota; Viridiplantae; Streptophyta; Magnoliopsida; Fabales; Fabaceae. The record is from RefSeq and is a predicted model, not a curated record. Gene Ontology annotation, biological process: tetrahydrobiopterin biosynthetic process; tetrahydrofolate biosynthetic process. The coding region runs from base 446 to 1885 and encodes 479 amino acids. The transcript is spliced from 2 exons. Gene Ontology annotation, cellular component: cytoplasm. Gene Ontology annotation, molecular function: GTP cyclohydrolase I activity; GTP binding; zinc ion binding.
UCCUCCUUUGCAUUUUUAUUAGAUUACGUUACCGAGCAACCUCAGAAACAAGGAUCCACACAUUCUUCAAUCAACGUUAACCCCACAAAUCCAUUCAAUUUUCUUGGAUCCCCAUUGCCAACUUUCAUUUUUUUUUCCCCCUAUUUUCUCUCUUGCUUGUUUGUUCUCCAUCCCUCUGUUUCUGACACCGAGAUCUGUGAGACCCUUUUGCAUUUUUUCUUCCUUCUCAUCAUUUUGCUCUAUUUUCUUGUUGUUCUCUUCGACCCUUCAUUUGUUUUGAGCCUUCAAUUGUGUUGUUUUGAAGGUUUGGCUUGUAGUUUAGAAAGUUGGGUACUUGUGCAUUUCUUGGUCAAUCUUGGUUUUCCUAGUUGUUUUUUUUUUUUUAGCUUUUUGUAUCAUUUGUUGGGUUUGGGGAUAGUUUUGUUGUGGGAUUUGUGGUUUUUCAAUGGGCUGUUUUGAUGAGGGGCAUUUCAAUGGUGAGCUUGAAAAUGGAGUGAGUAUUGGAUAUAGUGAAGUGGGUUUUGAGGAAGAGGCAAAUACAGCUGCAAUUGAGGAUGCUGUGAAGGUUCUGUUGUUGGGUCUUGGUGAAGAUAUCAACAGGGAAGGUCUUAGAAAGACACCACUUCGUGUUGCCAAGGCCCUCCGGGAAGGAACCAGAGGUUACAGACAAAAAGUGAAGGAUAUUGUUGAGGGUGCUUUAUUUCCUGAAGCUGGUCUAGAUAAUAAUAGAAUUGGUCAUGCAGGAGGUGCAGGUGGACUUGUGAUUGUUCGAGAUCUUGACCUUUAUUCCUAUUGUGAGUCUUGCUUGCUACCAUUCCAGGUUAAGUGUCAUGUGGGUUAUGUUCCUUCUGGCCAAAGAGUUGUGGGUUUAAGCAAGCUCUCUCGUGUGGCUGAUGUGUUUGCUAAACGACUCCAAGAGCCUCAGCGUCUGGCAGAUGAGGUGUGUUCAGCUUUACAUCAGGGAAUAAAGCCAGCAGGUGUUGCUAUCAUACUUCAGUGUACUCAUAUCCAUUUUCCUGACAUAGAAUCAAUCUUUCUUGAAUCAAAUCAGCAAGGGUGGAUGAAGAUACUAGUUUCAUCAGGUUCUGGGGUUUUUGAAAACAAAAGUGCAGAUUUAUGGGCUGAUUUCUUUUGCCUUCUUAAAUUUAGAGGUAUUGAUAUCGAAAAAAUUCACCUUAGAGGAUCAUCUGACCAAUACUGGUGUCCUUCUCUGUCUGCUCUUUCUGCUAAAGUUUCCUCCAAAAUCGGACCAGUUAAUCCCGCAAUGGUCAAUGCAGUGUCUUCAAUCCUUAAAUCUUUGGGAGAAGAUUUGGUAAGGAAGGAGCUUGCAGGGACUCCGAGUCGAUUUGUGAAAUUGCUGUUGAACUUCCAAAGCAUUGACAUGGAUGUGAAGUUGAAUGGUUCUCUUUGUGGUGGGAUAGAUUCUCUGAACACCAAUGGGGAGGUCAACUUUAAUGAUAAACAAAUAUAUUCUGAGUUGAACUUACCUUUUUGGUCACAAUGUGAACAUCAUAUACUUCCAUUUCAUGGUGUUGUUCACAUAGGAUACUUCCUUUCAGAAGGAUUCAAUCCUAUUGGAAAAUCCCUUUUACAGUCAAUAGUACAUUUUUAUGGUUUCAAGCUUCAGGUUCAGGAAAGGCUUACAAGGCAGAUAGCAGAAAUCAUUUCACCACUGUUAGGUGGAAAUGUAAUAGUAGUUGUAGAAGCAAGUCACACAUGUAUGAUUUCUAGGGGAAUUGAGAAGUUUGGAAGUAGUACAGCUACCAUUGCAGUAUUAGGAUGCUUUUCAACUGACCUUGCCGCACGGGCCGCAUUCUUGCGAAAUAUGGCAAGUUCUACAUCCUCUGGAGGGCAUAAUUCUUCUUGUUAUAGCUCAGUUGAAUGAUUUAGCAGUAUUUCAACUCAUUCUCUGCAUUUUUGAAGGUUUUGCUACCAGUAUUACUGCAGCAGCCUAGACAUGGAUAAUUUCAGUACAUUUGAAAGUCACCCAAAUUUUGUUCUGUUGGAAGAGGCUCACACUAAGUCUUCAUAUUUUGGCUUCUCUCUUUUUUAUGUGAUUACAUAUUAUAAAAUCCCUUAUGAAAUAUUCAAGGGGUGAGUCACUUUGUCCAGAUUCACAUGCUGGCAGUCUCUGCUUGUCCUAAAAUGUGAUUGAUAUUAGUCUACCCUGAAAACUUUUCUCACUUUAAAUUACAA